GGAGCUCAAACUACUGAACCAAAACCGAAGCGAGGGAGAGCUCGGGGAGAAGCAAGAUGGCCCACCGGAGCGACAGCCGAUCGCCAUCGGAUCGGAAUCAGACGGCGGAUCUCCCUUUGGUGGUGGUUCUCAACUGCCUCGAGGACCUCUCGCUGGAACAAGAAGCCCUCGCCGGCUCCGCCGUCGUCGAGCAGGUUGGCCUCGGCCGCCUCUCUGACGGCCGGAUCGAGUCCGCCGCCGCUGUCCUCGUCCACUCCCUCGCCUUCCUCCCCCGCGCCGCCCAGCGCCGCCUGCGGCCCUGGCAGCUCGUCCUUUGUCUUGGUUCUGCUGACCGCGCCGUCGACUCCGCUCUCGCCGCCGACCUUGGCCUCCGCCUCGUCCACGUCGACGCUGGCCGGGCCGAGGAGGUGGCCGACACCGUCAUGGCCCUCUUCCUCGGCCUCCUCCGUCGGACCCACCUCCUUGCGCGCCACGCGUCCUCGGCCUCCUCCUCCGCCGCCGGCUGGCUCGGGUCCGUCCAGCCGCUCUGCCGGGGAAUGCGCCGGUGCCGGGGGCUCGUAGUCGGGAUCGUCGGGCGGUCGGCGUCAGCCCGAUGCGUCGCCACCAGGAGCCUCGCCUUCAGGAUGAGCGUCCUCUACUUCGAUUUCUACGAGGGAAAAGAAAAAUCAAGGCAGCAUCCCGUUACCUUCCCUUCUGCUGCUCGAAGAAUGGAUACUUUAAAUGAUUUACUAGCUGCAAGUGACCUUGUUACACUUCAUUGUUCUCUGUCAGAUGAAACUGUUCAUCUUCUCAAUGCAGAAAGCCUGCAGAAUAUCAAGCCCGGGGCAUUCAUUGUCAAUACAGGUAGCAGUCAGCUGAUAGAUGAUUGUGCUUUAAAACGGCUCUUAAUAGAUGGCACUGUAGCUGGUUUUGCUUUGGAUGGUGCUGAGGGACCUCAAUGGAUGGAAGCAUGGGUUAGGGAGAUGCCAAAUGUGUUGAUUCUUCCUCAAAGUGCAGACUACAGUGAAGAGGUAUGGAUGGAAAUAAGGGAGAAAGCUGUCUCUGUUUUGCAAUCAUUUUUGUUCGAUGGGAUUAUCCCGAAGAGUGCCAUUUCUGAUGAGGAUGAAGAAAUAAGUGAAAUUGAGUAUGAAGAUGACCAAUCAGAGAAACAAGUGAAAGAAAGUUCUGUACAAGCUUGUGAUAAUAAGCAGUUGACAGAUGAGAGUCAGUUGAUCCAAGGAUACUAUAAGAAGCAAGGUGAGUCCAAUGUUCAGUCAGAAGUUUCAAGUCUGUCUCAAAAUAUUGGCUCUAGGACGAGUGGAAAGCGUAGUAGAUCCAGGAAGAAGGGUAAAAAGAGACCAGAUCGCCAGCGAUGCCAACUAAAGUUAGAUGAUCUUGCAGAAAUAGAAAGUACCUCGCAUCAAGAUGAAGACACUGCUAUGAGUGGCAGGGAGCAAAUGCUCAGUUCCAGUUCUCGAUUUGCUUCUCCAGAAAAUGUUAGAAACAAGCAGAUGUAUCUUAAUGAAUCAAACUUAGAAUCAACUCCUGAGAAGCAGGUGGAAGUAAGCAUGGGGCUUUGCAGAAAAUCAGGUGAACUGCUAAAAGAUGGUUUUGUUAUAGCCUUGCUUGCAAGAGAUCAUCCAGGAUUUCAUGUAUCAAGACAAAGAGUUCCAGGUGGUGGUUGGUUCCUAGAUACAAUGUGCAAUGUAACCAAAAGGGAUCCAGCUGCACAAUUUCUUGUCUCUUUUAGAAGCAAGGACACACUGGGAUUGAGAUCCUUUGCUGCUGGAGGAAAACUGUUGCAGAUAAACAGAAGAAUGGAAUUUGUAUUUGCAAGUCACAGUUUUGAUGUUUGGGAGAGCUGGAUGUUGGAAGGUUCUCUGCUUGAAGAAUGUAGACUUGUUAAUUGCAGAAAUCCAUUGGCUGUCUUGGAUGUGCGCAUUGAGAUCCUCGCAGCGGUAGGUGAAGAUGAUGGAGUUUCUCGGUGGCUUGAUUAAAUUCUUCUUCAUAAUUAAGACUUUUGCUGCCAGAGGAGCUCAACUGGCCAUAAAUGUGUAAUCUUUGAUGCAUCCUGCCAUGUAAACCUAUCCUAUUUGUAUUUGUUCUGAGUAGGUUGAAAUUUGGAUGUCAGCUUGCAUGCUAGAGUGGUCAUUUAGACUGUGCACAGAUCAUGAAGUUGGUUUCGACUGGCAGAUCGAAGAUGUAUUAAUUCUCUAAACUUUUUUAGAUUUUCAUUUAAUCUGAUGUCGCUGUUUCUUCUGCA
Elaeis guineensis (African oil palm) is the source of this 2242-nucleotide messenger RNA. The record is from RefSeq and is a predicted model, not a curated record. NCBI's taxonomy places the organism in Eukaryota, Viridiplantae, Streptophyta, Magnoliopsida, Arecales, Arecaceae.